AUGAGCUCUUUCGAGUCACCGAUGAGAGCUGCUUUUUCAGAUUUCUGUGCAAUACCGUUGACACAGCCUCUGAAAAUGAACUGUACUGUUCCUGAAGGCUUUAUUCCACUCCCUGGUUUCAACUGCACGUGGCUGUGGCAUGACAAUAACUUAUCCUUCUACGUACCCUAUGAAGAUGAGACCCUUUAUGAAGUUCCCGGCGGCAUCAUCGUCCUGCUUUCCGUCUUCUACGGGACUAUCUCAGUGGUGGCAGUGGUCGGCAACUUCCUGGUGAUGUGGAUCGUGGCCACCAGCAGGAGGAUGCAGAACGUUACCAACUGUUUCAUAGCCAACCUAGCCCUGGCCGAUAUAGUCAUAGGGCUCUUCGCCAUACCUUUCCAGAGCGGAGGCAAUCCGUACAAGCUAGCGUGUGUUUUUAGGCUAAAUGCGGAUCGGGGCAAAGAAAUCCGGAGUAGACCAAGAGAGCGCCCUGCUUUAGUGUUUUUAGUAGAAGAUUUCAAGUAA
This is a messenger RNA of Nezara viridula (southern green stink bug), 504 nucleotides long. Lineage: Eukaryota; Metazoa; Arthropoda; Insecta; Hemiptera; Pentatomidae. The record is from the annotation of a GenBank genome assembly.